AAUACUUUGUUAAUUGGAGUUAUAAUAUUUGUUAUUAUACAAAGUUUCAGAUCUUUCCGUAAAAUAGAUACUAGAUUGAUAUUGUAAAAAUGAAGACCUUAUCGAUCUGUUUGUUGGUAGGAACUGUUGUUCUUCAAGUGAACAAUACACAAGGUGCAAAUAAUAAUUUGAUAGUACCUCGAAAUUGUGCCAACAAAGCAAUGUGUUUUGAAAAUCCGUCGAGCUACGAGAAUUAUCCGCAGAAAGCUAUCGACGCAUACUUGAAACAUAGCCCUUUGCCAAACAGCCCGGACUUUGAAGAAGAUGAGAUGGAUAAGUUAAAUCAUGAAAGAGAAGAUGAAAUAAACUGCAGUACUGAAGUUCAAAUGUUGAGACCUUUUUCAGUUAAAGGAGAAAAUAAUCGAUGGUACCCUGUUGUCCAAUCAAAGUUCUUCACGCAAAGAAUCAGACAUGUAACUUGCAAAAACCAAGGAGGCCAGUGCAUGAGAAAUAUAUUCCUACAGGAAGACCGCUUCCAAGCAACAUGUGAGACGCAAGUUGGCGAAAUAGACGUGUACGUUUUCGACGAGGUCUCCGAAAAAGUCAAACUCUUGCCAGUACCAGUCAGUACGUGUUGCAAGUGUACCAUCAGGGAUAAGACCAAAGAUUAAGAGCAAAUCUCCGAUCAACUAUAUUAUGGUCAUCGAAAUAUCAAUAUACCCAUUUUAUAGCAAAUUAGCGUUUAUUACCGCGUAAUACAGUUCCAUACAGGGUCACUGAUAUGCGGUUGACUGUACCAAAACAAAACAGUCUUAGAAGUAACGACAGUAAAUACUUUUGUUUGUUUAUACAUAAAAUAAAUUUGUGAUUUAUAUAUCCCAUUGUUAUAAUAAUGC
Amyelois transitella is the source of this 875-nucleotide messenger RNA. RefSeq lists its product as uncharacterized. The record is from RefSeq and is a predicted model, not a curated record. Lineage: Eukaryota; Metazoa; Arthropoda; Insecta; Lepidoptera; Pyralidae. Bases 90 to 650 code for a protein of 186 amino acids. The transcript has 6 exons.